Molecule: messenger RNA, 692 nt
Organism: Fusarium odoratissimum NRRL 54006
Lineage: Eukaryota; Fungi; Ascomycota; Sordariomycetes; Hypocreales; Nectriaceae
Exons: 2
Coding region: 25-432 (135 amino acids)
Biological process (GO): regulation of transcription by RNA polymerase II
Cellular component (GO): chromatin
Molecular function (GO): RNA polymerase II cis-regulatory region sequence-specific DNA binding; DNA-binding transcription factor activity, RNA polymerase II-specific
Source: RefSeq, a predicted model, not a curated record
CCCACUCUCCAUUAGCUCACUGCAAUGUCUUGUCAAACCAACACCUCUACGCAGCAAGUUACUCGUGAAAAUGCAGACAAGUCUUCUAACCGCCAAGGUUGCGGGUUCUCCUGCGAUCAAUGCAACGCCAGUUUCAACCGCCUAGCUCACUUACGACGCCAUGAGCUCACGCAUGGAAGCGAGAAACCGUACAACUGCAUGUAUUGCUCCCUAACAUCUUCCAGAAAAGAUGUCAUCGUCCAAUCACGGCCUUGGCAACAGAAAGUCCUCUGGCUUUCGAGGCAGGCGUCGCAACAAUUCUCACCCCGGAGCUGCUCGUCCGAAAGGAUCAAAGAACGGCUCUGCGCGAGCAUCACCUGCCACGACGACGGCCCGAGGACAGCAAGAUCGUCAUUCAGAAGGAUUCAACGACGCAAUCGAGGAGCGCGAUGAGUCUCCGACAAACAAUGAGGUAGAUGAAUCUCAGAGCAGCCAGGCUAAUUCGCUGGACAUUGCCAUGCCCUCGCAGCCCGACAUGUUCCCUGCCUAUCUUUCAGGGAGUCCCCUGGAAUUCAACGCUUCAUUCAUGGACCCCGACCUCAUCAACCCAAAUCUUUCCGCCAUGUUCGAUCUCGACGCGCUUCUGUCGGAUGCCCAAGAACUUUUUGGCGAAGUACCACGCUGCAAUCCCCCGGAACUACCGACACUAGCCC